Molecule: messenger RNA, 543 nt
Organism: Heterobasidion irregulare TC 32-1
Lineage: Eukaryota; Fungi; Basidiomycota; Agaricomycetes; Russulales; Bondarzewiaceae
Exons: 1
Coding region: 1-543 (180 amino acids)
Source: RefSeq, a predicted model, not a curated record
AUGAGUAAGAGGAAGAAAGUGAAAUCGAAAGCGCAUCCGAGGACGAAGAACGUGCCCAAAAUCGAUCGCAAAUUCAGAUGUCCCUUAUGCGGUGGUAUGUUCAAGUUCCCGUCAUCGAUCGCUCUCCAUAUCGAAUCGGGCGCGUGCAACAAUAUUUCUCGGCACCAAGUCACAUCCGCCAUCCAUGCUCUCAAUGUAAUUCCCAGGAUCUCGCUGUCCCAUCGCAUUGCAGGUCCGGGGGGAUUGCCCGGGGGCACGAUUGUUCGCUAUUCAGCAAACCGGCAAGCGUUCAACGGGUUUGCGUACGAGUGCUACUUCUGCCACCGCACGUUUUGUACGCUCGCGUCUUUGAACGCGCACCUCGGGUCUGCGGCACACGACAAGAAUCAAUUCAAGUGCCCGAGGUGCAAUAAACCGUUCAAGCUUAUAUCAGGGCUAAUACAGCAUGUUGAGAGCGGGACGUGCGGCGCGGCGAAGUUUAAGCAGGUAGAGGACAUGGCGUCACGCAUGACCGGGCAGUUUGCUCGGCUGUUGGAAUUCUAA